Molecule: messenger RNA, 1543 nt
Organism: Achroia grisella
Lineage: Eukaryota; Metazoa; Arthropoda; Insecta; Lepidoptera; Pyralidae
Gene: Nle
Product: notchless protein homolog 1
Exons: 10
Coding region: 31-1455 (474 amino acids)
Biological process (GO): ribosomal large subunit assembly; Notch signaling pathway
Cellular component (GO): nucleolus
Molecular function (GO): protein binding
Source: RefSeq, a predicted model, not a curated record
AUUAUAAUAUUUUUAUAUGAUACAGUCAAAAUGGAAUCAGACCUACCUAGUUGUAUUCAUGCCAAAUUGAAAUCAGACAAUGGUGAAGACACUGGAAGUCCAUUGGAUUUACCCAUAAACAUAACAAGAGACCAAUUACAACUUAUAUGCAAUGCUCUCCUACAAGAAGAAGACAAAUCUUUUUUAUUUUUUGUAAAAGAUGUUGAAAUUACAUCCACUCUGAAGGAUGCACUGGACAUUAAAUCUUUGAAUUCUGAAGAAAUUGUGGAAAUAGUAUAUCAACAGCAAGCUGUGUUUAGAGUGCGACCAGUCACAAGAUGCACAAGUUCCAUACCUGGGCAUGCAGAAGCAGUAAUAUCAACCAGCUUCAGUCCAUCUGGGAAACACUUGGCCAGUGGCUCCGGAGAUACAACUGUUCGAUUUUGGGAUUUAAAUACACAGACACCAUUGCAUGUCUGUAAAGGUCACAAUAAUUGGGUGUUGUGUAUAAGCUGGGCUCCAGAUGGAUUAAAACUGGCAUCAGCAUGCAAACAAGGAAGAAUCAUAAUUUGGGACCCAAAUACUGGUUGUCAACUGGGAAAGACAAUGAUUGGACACAAACAGUGGAUCACGGCUUUAGCAUGGGAACCAUACCACAGAAAUCCAGACUGUCGUAAAUUAGCCAGUUCUUCAAAAGAUGGUGAUGUACGAAUAUGGGAUACUGUGACAGGUAUUACAAUUCUCAGUUUAACGGGCCAUUCAAAAGCGGUGACUUCUGUCAAAUGGGGAGGUAGUGGGCUCAUAUACACCUCCUCACAAGAUAGAACAAUUAAGGUUUGGAGAGCUGAAGAUGGAAUUUUGUGCAGAUCUUUGGAGGGACAUGCACAUUGGGUGAAUACAUUAGCAUUAAGCACAGAUUACAUUUUGCGUACUGGUCCUUUUCAUCCAAUUACUGACAAGCAUGGAAUAAUCAAUAAUGAUAAAGAUGUACUGAAGAAACAAGCAUUAGAGAGAUAUGAGUCAGUCUGUUACCAAGGAGCUGAACAAUUAGUGUCGGGUUCAGAUGAUUUUACUCUCUUUUUAUGGCUACCUGAGAAAGAAAAACGACCUGUAGCAAGGCUGACAGGUCAUCAGCAACUUGUUAAUGAUGUUAAAUUUUCACCAGACACCAGGUUAAUAGCAUCAGCGUCAUUUGAUAAAUCAGUGAAACUGUGGGCUGCAACUACUGGUAAAUUCAUAACAACGCUCAGGGGUCAUGUGCAAGCUGUUUACAUGGUUGCAUGGUCUGCGGACUCUAGACUGCUACUAACUUCGAGUGCAGACUCAACUCUUAAAGUUUGGAACAUGAAAAAUAAGAAAUUAGAAUUAGAUUUGCCUGGACAUGCAGAUGAAGUUUAUUCUGUUGAUUGGUCACCUGAUGGUGCAUAUGUAGCCUCAGGAGGAAAAGAUAAAGUUUUAAAAUUGUGGCAACAUUAAACUGGGAUGAAAUUACAAAUUUACUGUUUAUGUAAAAUAAAAAACUAUUACAAUAUAAUAUACAAAUAAGCCAGUAAUGCAAUAUUAU